CCGCCACCGCUCCCAUGUUGUGUUUGGAAUUAGCUGUGUUCUCAUCUACUGUCAUAAAUGGAACUUUAAAUUCGAAUCUUGAACAUAAUGUCAGCAAGAAAAUACAUCUAACCACUCUCCUGGACCGCUCUCCCCUUUCUCCACCCCUGCCCACGGCCCGCCCCGCACGCUUAAAACGCACUGAGGACCGUGAUGCGUGCUAGUGGAGUUGAAACAGGGGAUGGAAGUAGACGACGUGUCGGUUAGAGAGCAGCUUUUCCACAACAGAGUGCGAGAGACGUUUAUCUGUGUCCUCCUCUUCACCUGCCUCUACAUUCUGUCCUACCUCAUCCUCACUCACUUCAAGAAGAAUGCGGACUAUGUCACGGAUGACGUUGAAGAUGCGACCGCCAACAAAAUUGCGCUGUGGCUGUGUACGUUUACACUCUCUGUGUCAGUGUGCGCUGUGCUGCUCCUCCCCAUCUCCAUCCUGUCCAAUGAGGUGCUGCUCAUCUUCCCUCACAGCUACUACAUGCAGUGGCUCAACGGAUCGCUCAUUCACGGCUUAUGGAACCUAGUGUUCCUGUUCUCCAACCUGUCCCUGGUCUUCCUCAUGCCCUUCGCCUACUUCUUCACUGAGUCGGAGGGCUUCGUGGGCUGUAAGAAGGGGGUGAUGGCGCGGGUGUAUGAGACUGCGGUGGUGCUGCUGCUGCUGACUCUGCUGGUGCUGGGCAUGGUGUGGGUGUUUGUGGCUCUGCUAAACAACCACAGCGCCAGGGAGAGCCUCUACGACAUGUGGGAGUACUAUCUCCCUUACCUCUACUCUGCCAUCUCUCUGUGUGGAGUGCUGCUGCUGCUAUUGUGCACUCCCUUCGGGUUGUCCCGCAUGUUCAGUGUCACCGGGAGCCUACUGGUCAAACCACGGCUGUUGGAGAAUGUGGAGGUGGAGAUGAACUGUGCUGCGUUCGAGGAGGCUUCUCUCUCCAGGACACUCAACAGGGGUAGCACGGCAUGCUGGGUCAGUGUGAACGUGGAACCUUUGAGGACGCAGUACCUCGGCGUCCAGGCCAAACGAAUCGCCCUCGGAAUAGCUUCACUGCUCACCGGGAGACUGACAGCGUUGUCUACUGUGGUCCUUGUCCUCAUCAUUCUCCCCCCCCCCCCAGAGAUGCGGAGGAGAGCGUCACCAUGGCAGCGGAACCUGUUCUACCCUCUGGCCAUGCUGCUGCUCCUAGCCCUGACGGUGGCCUGCGUGUUGAUGGUUUGUUUCAAUGUUCUGGAGCUCCUGUUCGACGAGACGGCCAUGCCCAGUGGAAUGGGGGACCCUCGCCUGGGGACGGCUUCCUUCUCCAUGUUUGGUUCCCUGGGAGCAGCAGUGCAGGUGGUCCUCAUCCUGUACCUGAUGGUGUCGUCUGUGGUGGGCUUCUACAGCUCUCCUCUCUUCACCUCCCUGCUGCCCCGCUCUCAGGACACCAACCUCACACAGAUCAUUGGGAACUGUGUCUCUCUUCUGGUCCUCAGCUCAGCACUGCCGGUCUUCUCUCGCACUCUGGGGAUCACACGGUUUGACCUCCUGGGAGACUUUGGGAGAUAUAACUGGCUGGGGAAUUUCCACAUAGUGUUCUUGUACAACAUUCUGUUUGCCGGCCUCACCUCUGCCUGCCUCAUCAACACUCUCACCUGGGCUGUGCAGGGAGAACUCAUACGUGCCUUCGGUCUCCAUAAACUUCCUCUGACAGUGUCCCGCACAACCAUCCCCCUCAAGCUCCUCCUGGCAAAUGGCCUGUCAAAGAUCCAGUGACUGACAUUCCCUUGACCAAUCAACCGUGAUCUUUAAUCCCGACUGGGACCUGAGCCCCCUGGAUAGCAUUCCCAUUGGACCAAAGGCACCUUGUCUUCAGUCCUCCAGUCAAUCUGUGUCUGAAUCACCAAAAUGAAGAGACCGGAGUGGAGGAUUAGAAGUGCAGUUUGGACAAUGACGCAGUAGAGCUCUGCUCACUGACCAAUACAAGUUGACUUGGGGAACAAACUUUAACGGUCUCUUUUUCACUACAGUACUGGGGUGCUAUUGAAAUCACUAUGUGCAGUAAUCUGAGGCAAAAAUGAUACAUUCUGGAACUGCUAAAAUAAUCUAGAACUGAAAGGGAUCUUAUCAGGGUUUUUGGGUCAUGGCUAGAAGGGGUUCAACUUUUGUCAGAUAUGACUUUUUGUAGCAGGUUAGGAGAAGGGCUGGGGUUGAGGUUAAAAUGUUUAAAAAAAAAAAAAUCUGCUUUUGAUGUUAAUUUGAGAAAAGCUGCGUCCCUUCUAGCCAUGACCGGGUUCUUGUUGACCUUGUGACAUCAUACAGUACAUCCUGGAUGUCCUAAUGCCUUAUGAGAAACUCACAAUGGGUUUGAGAGGUGGCGGUGGGACUGACUUACUUUGCUCUUUGGACACGCACGUGUAAAAGUCAGCAAAUCUAUUUUUGGAACAUUACGUUGCAACUGACAUUUCCUUUUCCUGAUCAGGGGUUGAGCGGUUGAGUCUUCUCUGCCUCCCCUCUCCCCACACCUUCCUCUCUCUCUCGCUCUCUCUCGUAAGACUACUAUUUCUGGGCCUCACUCCUUUGAAUCCCACUUCCAUUUCUUUUUAAGACUCCUUGUCUGUCUGUAAUGGUGUUGUGUCCGUUAAUGAGAGGAUGUUUUUAAACCUGCGUAUUUUACAUGCCUUGACCUUCACAUAGUGGAGGAAGAGAAGGGGACAGGACAGGGUUGUGUUCAUUAUGUUACGGCUUAAAGCAUUUUGCAACAACAAAAAAUGAGCAUUUCAGUUCUCUUCCAUUUGGUGCCGGACGAACACAACCCAGGAUUUGUUUUAAACUGAUAACAUUGAAUUAGUGAACAAUGUAUGAAAAUAUACCUGAACACAAAGGGGAAAAUAGAAAAGGGAGGUUAUUGGUUGUAUUAAUGGCAUUUCUGUUCCCUUUAAAAAAAAAAGAAGCAUUAAGGAACUUUCUUAAUGCAAAUUAACACUCGUGUGUCCUGCCUUGGACCAAUCAUACUGUGAAUAGCUUGUUAAUGUUCAAGUGCAAUACUGUUUACGCUCCAUUGCCAAUUCCCAUGACGUGUUUUUCCUGAACUUUUAUAUUAGAAUAAUAUAAAUGAAUGAUCUCUAGCGGUUUUUAUUUUAGAUCUCUUUAUCGUGAUCCUUUGUCGUGCUUUUCCUUUGCUGUAUCAGCAUGUAUGUUAAGUUUGUUUUAAUUGUUGUUAUUAUUAGCUGUUAGACAAUCAGUUCCUUUCUCUGUCACCAGCAGGGGGCAGGGUCUCCCAAACUCACCGACAGCCUUCUGAAACUUGCCGUGAGGUUCCGUCAGAGAACCUUCCGUCCUUAGGGCAAUGGUUCUGUUUGGUCAGUCAUUGCACAUAGCAUUGACUCAUUUCAUGUCGCGUAACAAGUCUUUCGAGUCUAUUGUUUGGGGAGCAAAAAGUUUAUGGUUGACUUUUAGUGCUCUAAAACGUUUUGAUGUUGUAAAAUGUAUGUAUUUUUUCAUGAGAUGUGGAGGAAAGGGACAAAUGUAUUACAUUUUUCUAUACAUAAACUGUCUUGUCUGAUAUCUAUGGAUUGGUAUGAGUAAUAAGACUGUUACAGUGCAGUUAUAUAGUAGUUUAUCUAUACAUGAUCAGGUCUCAUUAUCCAGCCUGUGCGGUUUACAUCUGUUCCCCCCGUGUGGUUUACGUCUG
This is a messenger RNA of Oncorhynchus keta (chum salmon), 3698 nucleotides long. It is a transcript of the gene lmbr1l, whose product is annotated as limb development membrane protein 1-like. Gene Ontology annotation, biological process: receptor-mediated endocytosis; signal transduction. The record is from RefSeq and is a predicted model, not a curated record. The coding region runs from base 221 to 1780 and encodes 519 amino acids. Gene Ontology annotation, molecular function: transmembrane signaling receptor activity. Lineage: Eukaryota; Metazoa; Chordata; Actinopteri; Salmoniformes; Salmonidae. The transcript is spliced from 14 exons.